Molecule: messenger RNA, 2212 nt
Organism: Eruca vesicaria subsp. sativa (arugula)
Lineage: Eukaryota; Viridiplantae; Streptophyta; Magnoliopsida; Brassicales; Brassicaceae
Source: the annotation of a GenBank genome assembly
CACGAACUCAAAGCGACGCAAGAAAAACAAAAAAUGGAAAAUGGUAGCAGGAACGUGUUGAAGCCUAUGGACGCUGAGCAACUAAGAGAGUACGGACAUCGAAUGGUGGAUUUCGUUGCCGAUUAUUACAAAACCAUCGAAUCAUUCCCUGUCCGUAGCCAAGUUCAGGUCACUGUCGUUUCUCUGUUAACAUCAGUUUGAUGCGUGUGUGUGUGAGUUUAAUCUGUUCGAUGUUGUGUACAACUCGGAUUGUGAGAGUUAGGCUUGAGAAACUUUCAUACUUUCUGAACAAGUUUGAAGCUCUCUGGUUUAUGCACAAUCUUGAUAUAUUACUUUUCUCUCUGAUACAGCCUGGUUAUCUUCAUAACCUUUUGCCUGAUUCAGCACCAGACCACCCUGAUACGCUGGAACAAGUUCUUGAGGAUGUUAAAACGAAGAUAUUGCCUGGAGUAACGCACUGGCAGAGCCCAAGUUUCUUUGCUUUUUACCCUUCUAACAGCAGCGUUGCUGGGUUCUUGGGUGAUAUAUUGAGUACGGGUCUUGGAAUUGUUGGUUUUAGUUGGAUAACUUCUCCUGCUGCCACUGAGCUCGAAAUAAUCGUUCUUGAUUGGCUUGCAAAACUUCUCAACCUACCGGAGCAGUUUUUAUCCGAAGGAAAUGGAGGUGGAGUUAUCCAAGGGUCAGCUAGUGAAUCGGUUCAUGUUGCUAUGACUGCCGCACGCGAUAAGGUCUUAAGAAGGGUUGGUAAGAACGCGCUUGGGAAGCUCGUUGUGUACUCCUCUGACCAGACACAUUCAUCUUUACAGAAAGCUUGUCAGAUAGCCGGAAUCCAUCCGGAGAAUUGUAGGGUGCUGAAAGCAGAUUCCUCUACAAAUUAUACUCUGCGUCCAGAAUUGCUUCAAGAAGCCGUUUCUCGGGAUCUUGAAGCUGGAUUGAUUCCAUUCUUCUUAGGUGCUAAUGUUGGAACCACUUCUUCAGGCGCAGUUGAUCCAUUAGCUUCACUAGGAAAGAUCGCAAACAGAAAUGAGAUGUGGUUUCACGUGGACGCAGCGUACGCUGGAAGUGCAUGUAUAUGUCCAGAGUAUAGACAGUACAUUGACGGAGUUGAAACUGCAGACUCUUUUAACAUGAAUGCUCACAAAUGGCUCCUCACCAAUUUUGAUUGUUCCCUACUUUGGGUGAAGGAUCAGUCUACUCUCACUGAAGCGUUUUCAACAAAUCCAGAGUAUCUACAAAACAAGGCCUCUCAAGCAAACUUGGUUGUUGAUUACAAAGAUUGGCAAAUCGCUCUCUCACGAAGAUUCAGAUCAUUGAAACUAUGGAUGGUUUUAAGACUCUAUGGAGCUGAGACCUUGAAGAACUAUAUAAGAAACCAUAUUAAACUGGCUACAGUUUUCGAACAACUCGUCUCUCAAGAUCCUAACUUUGAGGUUAUCACUCCUCGGAUCUUUUCUCUUGUCUGCUUCCGUAUGGUUCCUGUCGAUAAUGAUGAAAAGAAGUGUAAUGAUCGAAACCGGGAGCUUCUAGAGGCAGUGAACUCUUCAGGGAAACUCUUUAUUAUUCACACUGUAAGUACUAACAACUCUCUCUCUCUCUCUUUCUUUUGUUCUUCUUUCAUCUUAGUAGGAAAUGUUCUCAUAUAUAUAUAUCGAUUUGCGUCGGAAACAGGCUCUCUCGGGGAAAAUCUUUUUACGUUUUUCCAUAGGAGCGCCAUUGACAGAGGAGAAGCACAUAAAAGAGGCAUGGAAGGUUAUCCAGGAGGAGGCAUCAAACUUGCUUCGCAAGUAAAUACGAUGAAAAAGUAUGAUAUAAUGAAUAAAAAUAAAAUAAGCUUACCAAUUUGGUUUGGUUUUGUUGUGGUUAACUAUGUGUAACCAAUGACAAGAAGCAUCCUGUAAGCAUAUAUAAAAAUAAUCUAUUAAAGUUUUUUUUAUCAGACAUUUUAGUAUUGAAACUCAAACAUGUAAAUCUGUUUGUGCUACUCUUCUAAAAGUACGUUUUAUUCAGUCGUCUAAUCGUUGCAUAGACAGUAGGCUUAACCAAAUCAAACUGUCUAAAUGUUUUUGUACUAUUAUAAUAAAUAUUAGGGUUAAUAAGUACUAUAGUUAGUCUCUUUGUGAGUGAUCUCCUCCACGUGAUUGUUAACCAUCUUCAUCCUCUGUUUUUUAAGUAAACAAUCAUACUAAGUUAAAACCAGAAGACAGGAAAGACU